Nematolebias whitei (Rio pearlfish) is the source of this 1446-nucleotide messenger RNA. RefSeq names its product F-box and WD repeat domain containing 12 (gene fbxw12). The record is from RefSeq and is a predicted model, not a curated record. Lineage: Eukaryota; Metazoa; Chordata; Actinopteri; Cyprinodontiformes; Rivulidae. The transcript has 10 exons. Bases 1 to 1407 code for a protein of 468 amino acids. Gene Ontology annotation, molecular function: protein binding.
AUGGAUCCAUAUCCCCUCGUUAGUGAUUGUCUUAUACAUAUUUUUACAUUUCUGACCGAAGACGAUUUAAUCAGCGCUUCGAGCGUGUGUAAGAACUGGCACGAAGCUGCAGAGACUCCCUGGUUAUGGAGGAGGAUGUGUCUGCAGCGCUGGAGUUUCUGCAGCCUCGCUGCCUUGGGGAGUGAAGAGUCAUGGAAAAGAUACUUCCUGCGACGCGCCCAGCUGGAGCUGAAAAUGACCAGAGGUCAGUGCGGAGGUUACACCUGCAAAAGCCUACGAGGACACUCAGGCAGGGUGGUGGGUUUGGCGUACCUGCAGGGGAACUCAAGCCAGUGUCCUAAUGUCUGGAGCAGCAGCGCCAUCGUCUGCAGCGCUUCUUCUGAUGGUACCGUUCGAGCGUGGAACGUCCAAAAAGGUGAGCUGGUGUGGUGCAGUCCUGUGCAGGGUCCUUUAACAGGGAUUGUGGUGGAUGAGAAGCAGGAGGUUGUGGUCACUUCAGACUCUACCGGCCUCAUCAAGACGUGGCAGGGCUCCACCGGCCUGGAGUUGGCCUCCUUUUCUGUGGCUGCCUCUCACUGUACGUUACUGCAGUACAACAUCAACACUGACUGGUUCCUGACUGUUGGAACUGCUCAGGGAUCAGUGUGCACAUUAGCCGAUUCCACUUUGACUAAAAAGUCCAGUUUGAUGAUGUUUGACAGCUUCAACGUCAACGUGCUUCUAGUUUCACCGGACAGGAAAUGGAUCUUAGCUGGAACCAAGGAGAAUGAUGAUUUAAGUCCAAAGGUGAUCUACAGCGAGAGUUUGACCUCUCCGCUCGAAGACGAAGACCCUCUGAGUCAGUCCGUGCCGGUCUCUGGAUGCCAGGCGGCUGUCUUCAUACCCACCCAGCCUGCCAGACUGGCUGUCAUCCACCACACCGGGCACAGGGGCAACAAAGCCCUCACUGUCUGCGAUGUGAGCAUAAAGAAGACGAAGUACAAGACAGAGAUCCAGGUCCAGCAGGUGGAGUCCUUCCCUUUGACGCUGAACGACUCCUCAGGAAUCCUUCUGGAGGCCAGGAGCAGCAACUGCAUGGUGCUGUCAGCUGGGUGUCAGCUGUGGGUGUACUCGCUGAAAGGAGCCCUGCUUGCUAGUUUUCAAGAUCACACGGAGCCCAUCUCUUCAAUUUGUGUGGGCUGUUUCUGUGUGGUGACAGCAUCUCGGGAUCUCUCGUUACGAGUGCUGACGUGGAGGAGCGACAGAGAUCAAGGACUGACCCUGGAGAGUCGGUAUCACUUACUGGGAGGCUCUCACUCGAUGUCCAGAGGGUUCACUCACGUCGCCUGUGACUACUCUAGCAUUGUGGCCUCCGUGGAGGGGAAUGAUGGAAAAGACGUCCUGAAGGCGUACUCAUUCACAUCUUGAUUGUCAUGGCCCUACGGACAUGGUAUCAACUAGUUUACA